Messenger RNA from Hydractinia symbiolongicarpus, 830 nucleotides. Its product is annotated as putative gastrointestinal growth factor xP4. The transcript has 7 exons. Bases 24 to 734 code for a protein of 236 amino acids. The record is from RefSeq and is a predicted model, not a curated record. NCBI's taxonomy places the organism in Eukaryota, Metazoa, Cnidaria, Hydrozoa, Anthoathecata, Hydractiniidae.
CCGACGAAAUAAGAGCCGGAAUCAUGAGGAAAUAUCAGAUUUACGUGAUUUGUUUUGUUGUUUUGGCUUUUGCCGCUGCCACAGCUACAAGAGUUUGCAGCAACAGAAAUAUCUUGUGCUCUGUGGUUAGAUCAACUAGUUGUUCAAAGAAAAUCGUUUCCAGUCAUUGCCCAAGGCUUUGCAACACAUGUGGAGCAAAAUGUCGAAACAUAAAGGCGUCAAUGCGCGUUGAUUGUGGCUACCAUGGAAUUAGUCCGUUGGAUUGCUUGAGAAAGGGAUGUUGUUAUGGCGAAUUAAAGGUGGCUGGCCCGUGGUGUUAUCAUCGAAAAGCAAACUGUCCCAUGAUUGAAGCAAACAAACGUGAAGAUUGUGGUUACCCUGGGAUAAGCAAAUCAGAUUGCGUCAAAAAAGGAUGCUGUUACAACGCGAUCAAGGAAAAGGGACCGUGGUGUUAUUACAGGCAAGAAAAAUGCCGGAAAAUAGCAGCAACAAGACGUCAUGAUUGUGGUUAUCCAGGCAUAACGAAGCGGGCAUGCGAGAAGAAAGGCUGUUGUUAUAGUGAAUUGCUAAACCAAAGUGGACCGUGGUGCUACCACCGCCUAGAAAAAUGUCUGCGCAAAGCAACAGAACGUGACGACUGCGGCUAUCCUGGUAUAACAGAAUUCGAAUGCAUGAAAAGAGGUUGCUGCUAUAAUUCAUUGCCCGGUCGUGGGCCAUGGUGUUAUUACCGAUGAGAUACGAGGACCUUCGGAAGAUUAUAUGCGAACUUUAGUGUACUCAUUGUUGUAAAAAUAUGUUGUCAAAUAAAUACCUCUAAUAUAUGAACUUUU